UAAUUCCACUUCCGGAAGAAGUGCCCCGGCUGCUGGCUCCUUUAGCCAUCAGAGAACUUUUAAAAUUUAAAAAUGGUGGAAACCUCUGUGUUUCACUCCGAAGUGAAAUCCAUUGUGGAGACGCUCAUAAUGACAGCGGUCGAUGUUCUCGGAGCUUCCGAAGAAGGAACCGACCAAACGGAGCGAGUUUUAAGACGUGAGCCCUAUUUGGUUGACCUCUUGACCCGGGAGGCAGUCAGAAAGAUCAGCAGCAUUUUCUCCCAGCUCUCCUUGUUGCUGCUCACGGAAAACUCUGCGUUGAAGGCCCGACUGGAGCAGCUGGAGGCUGAGGUGAAGAGCAUGUCUGAAGGUUUGAAAAACGCCAGCCUGUGGAGCGAGAACGUGCUGAACGGCUGUCCGGUUCUGUUCGAGCAGAGCGGCCUGAUCUCCACCCUGAAGCCCCUCGGGAGGCUGAAGAGAAAGACAGACAGUCCUUCCCUGGGAGGUGCAGAUCCUUCUGGAGCUGCUGCACAGGUGGAAGACAGUGGAGAGAUGAUGGAGGAGAUGCCUUCAUCACCUCCUGCUGAACAUGAAACUGCAGAGGAUUGUCCCGCUACAAAAAUCCCUGACCUGGAAAGCUCUGAAUCCCAAAUCAUGCAGGAACCAGUGCCCAAGACUAAAGGAAAGGUGUUUGUGUGCGAGCUCUGUCGGAAGAGUUUUAAUCGUCGGUUUCACCUGAUGAAGCACAUGAACACUCACAGAGAACAAAGGCCGUUCACCUGCGACCAGUGCCCCAGGAAAUUCAGGAAUGCAGAAAACUUGGAGCAUCACCUGCUGCGACACGAAGAGAAGAAAUACACCACCUUUAAGUGCCAGCAAUGCGAGAUGUCGUUCAAGACAAAAAUGAAUCUGAAGACCCAUCAGCUCGUCCACACAGACAGGCGGCCUUUCAGCUGCACCACCUGCGGGAAGGGCUUCAAAACAAAGCACAACCUGCAGGCUCAUCAGGCGGUGCACCUGGCUGAAAAGCCACACAAGUGUUCAGAGUGUGGCGAGGGUUUCAGAUACGCCAUCAGCCUGCAGUGCCACCAGAGUGUUCACACCGGCGAGCAUCCCUACACCUGCACGGCGUGUGGCAAAGCAUUUUCCAGCAGGCGAUCGCUCAGGACGCACCAGGCGGUCCAUAGGGGGAAGGUGUUCACAUGCGAGACGUGCGGAGCGGGAUUCACUCUCCGGCAGAACCUCAGGAGACACAGUCGCAUUCACACAGGCGAAAAACCGUUCGCCUGUAAAGUCUGCGGGAGGAGUUUCAUGCAGGACAACAAGCUGAAGGCACACAUGCUUCUCCACGGAGCCACGAAGGCGUUCAUGUGCGACCUUUGUGGGAAGACGUUUCUGUACAACUGCCAGCUGAAGAAGCAUCAGAAAGCUGCUCACGAGGAGAAGCAGGCGCGGAGAAGGCGAAGUCAGGAGCGAGGCCAGCGCAGAGUUAUCUAUCGGCGAGACAAAACGAUGGUGGACGUGACGCCGUUCAGCUGCAGCACCUGCCACAAAGGCUUCGACACAGCGGCCUCGCUCAAGAGGCACGAGCUCAUCCACACUGGCGGCACACAGUACACCUGCAACCAGUGCGACAAGUCGUUUUUCUACAAAGCCACCUACGAAUACCACCGCAGGGUCCAUUCCGGAGAACGCCCAUUUGCUUGUGAUGUGUGCGGGAAGCGGUUCAUCAUCCGCCAGGCCCUCAAGUCUCACAAACUGCAGCAUUCUGAAGAGAAACCGCACAUCUGCGAGCAGUGCGGCAAGGACUUUAGGAUCUACACAAACUACCUCCGACACCUCCGGGUCCACACGGGGGAGAAGCCCUAUGAGUGUGAGGUCUGUGGCACUCGGUUCCGGCAGCUCGGACACGUCAAGUUUCACAUGCAGGUCCACACGGGAGAACGGCCGUAUUCAUGCAGCAGCUGCGGUCUUGGAUUUUCAGACUCCAGGCUGCUCAGGAAACACAGCUGCAGUGAGAAAUAGGAGGAAUCAGUGUACUGAUACUACCUCUUCAAUCCAACCUCAGAUACUGGAUGGAUGGAUGGAUGGAUGGAUGGAUGGAUGGAUGGAUGGAUGGAUGGAUGGAUGGAUGGAUGGAUGGGACAAAUUUAUCAACAGUCAGAUCCCUUGUAGUGUUUCAUGUUUGAACUUUUUUAACAUCUCUCAAGGAGUCCAAAUGUUGCCUCAUGCUGGACUUUAGUUUAUUUCAACAUUUAAACUCUGCAGAUAAAUGUUGUUCUUGUAACCGAGUAACAAAAUAAAACAAAAUUGAACUAUA
Molecule: messenger RNA, 2299 nt
Organism: Girardinichthys multiradiatus
Lineage: Eukaryota; Metazoa; Chordata; Actinopteri; Cyprinodontiformes; Goodeidae
Product: gastrula zinc finger protein XlCGF26.1-like
Exons: 4
Coding region: 73-2004 (643 amino acids)
Biological process (GO): regulation of transcription by RNA polymerase II
Cellular component (GO): nucleus
Molecular function (GO): DNA-binding transcription activator activity, RNA polymerase II-specific; DNA-binding transcription repressor activity, RNA polymerase II-specific; RNA polymerase II cis-regulatory region sequence-specific DNA binding
Source: RefSeq, a predicted model, not a curated record